GGCGCGGACUCCAAGACUCCAAGACUCGGCACUGCGGACGGCACGCCGCGCUUCGGCAUAAUUGGACACUAGAACGAUAAGGUGAAGACGCGCCACUCUCACACACAGACAAGCACUCACACCCACACACACACACACGCAUCCACACACUCAUACAGCACCCAGCGCGGCGGCGGCAGCAGCGCUGGAAGGCGGCGGCGCGGCGGCGUCGAAAGCCCUGUAUAAAUAUUGCGCGGUCGCGUGCAGCCGCUUUAGUAUCGUGGUGGGGCUCGGGCGGUGCGGUGCGGCCGGUUGUGUUGUGUUGCCUUCAGUCUGCGUGCGCGUCCAGUGUGAUAACAAGUGAACGUCGUGCGCGGUGUCUUCGCCAGCCUUCCGUCAGCAUGGCGCCUCUGACGGCCCUCCUGGUGGCCGUGGCCAUGGCGGCCUGCACCUCGGCGAUGCCCGCGGACCCACUGCCGUCCCUGCAGCACGACACAGACGUGGUGCGCCUGGCGCCGCCCAACCGCCGCAUGUUCCUGGUGGACGUCAUCCGGCCGCCGCUGCCCACGCCCGACGCCGUGCUCACCAACGAGGUGGACACCUCGGCCGACAGCGACCUGCCGCGCCUGGUGCGCGUGCUGGUGUCCGCGCCGGCGGAGGAGGCCCAGCAGGCCCAGUCGGCGGAGGCCCGACCGGACGCGCCGCCCUCGAAGGCCGACGACGAUGACUACCUGCCGCGACCAGCGCCGGCUGAUGGCGUCGUGGGCCUUGACGUGGACACAGAGGCGCUCACGAGGCUGCUGCCGCCCGCCGAGGACCAGCAGCCCUCGGCCGCGGACUGGGGCGCGGCCCCCGAGGACCUGGAGAAGGCCGCCCCCGCAGCGCCAGCAGCGCCCGCUGAGGACCUCACCCCGCCUGCCGUCGGCGGCGCGGACUUCUCCGCCUGGACCAAGCAGGCCGCUGAGCCCCGCUCCGAUGCCCCUGCCGCACCCGCCGAGGCCGUGAAGGAGCCCUCGGAGGAGCUGCAGCCGCCGCAGUCAUCCUACGCCGGACUGUGGGAGCUGUUCGAAGGCCUCAAGAUGGCGCAGGCCGACGAGGCCGUGGCCGAGGCCUCCAGCACCGCCAAGGAGACCGUGGACGCCAAGGAGCUCGUGACUGAGCUCGUCCCUCCCAGCAUCCCCGCCGCCGGUGCAGUGGACUACUGGACACAGCCCGCGGCCGAGGCCAGGUCGGACGAUGCAGUGGCCGAGACCACCGAGGCCGUCAAGGACGUGUCCGAGCCCGCCACCGAUCUCGUACCGCCUCCGCCCGGCCUGCCGGAGCUCUCCGAGUGGACCAAGGUGCCCGCCAAGGAGGCCGCCGCCAGAGCCGACGUUCCCGAGCCCGCCGACGCCCCAACACGAGACUCGUACUCCCCCGAGAAGCCCUCCUCGGGCGAAGCCGGGACCGACGACUUCCUUUCACUGGGCGCCUCGCCGCCCGCGUCCGACGCCGCGUCCGAGUUCGCCAAGGACCAGAAGGACAAGGACUCGUACCUGCCCGGUGCUGGCGAACUCAGACCGCUCAGCGAAGGCCCCGUCUUCGACGACUUCCUCGCCAUCGGCGAGCCGCCCAAGGAGGACGACGCCAAGGACUCGUACGUCCCGCAGGACUCGACCGCCACCGAGAGGGACUCCUACAUGCCGCAGGAGUCGGCCGCCGCCAAGGAGGACACCGUGGAGCUGACGCCGCCGGCCGAACAGACGUCGGCGCAGAAGGACAGUAAGUCAGGUAGCGACCACCUGCAUGACCACGUGCAUGCGGACGGACUCGUACACGAACACGUUCACGACGAGGUGCACGCCACCACGCCGAGACCCUCCUCCGACGAGGGUGACCACGACCACGGUGACCACGGUGAGGAGGCGGACGACGACGACGACGAUGUGGACGGCGACGGUGUGAAAACGUCGCAGAGCCAGGACUUCCGGAAGAGACGCCACGUGUGCAAGCUGUGCGGCGGCUACGGCAGAGCCCCGGUUAUCUCAGUCACCAUUAAUAAAGGAUACGGCGGCGGCGGAGGCUACUGCGAUUCGUGUGGGCGCCCGGUGUACCAGCAGCCUCAGGUGGUGUACAAACCCGUGACGGUGUACAAGCCCGUGCCGGUGUACCAGGAGCCCUCAGGUUGCAACUACUGCAACCAGCCGCCGCCGCCACCGCCCCCCUGCCACACGUGCGGAGGGGGCGGGGGCGGGGGCUACUCGCAAUCCUUCUCGCAGUCAUCUUCGCAGUCGUCCUCGUCAAGCUUUUCGGGCGGAUGGGGCAAGAAGUGAGAGCGUCCCUGCCGCAUCCGCGUCCCCGCGCUGCUGUGCCUGUGCCCGGGGAUAUCCCAGUCAUCAAUCACCCAGUCAUCGCCAUGGUCUCAUUAAGCUCAUGUUAAUAAACUUGUACAGUUUUACUUUUAAGUGCCAAACCAAA
Thrips palmi is the source of this 2436-nucleotide messenger RNA. RefSeq names its product fibrous sheath CABYR-binding protein-like. The transcript has 7 exons. The record is from RefSeq and is a predicted model, not a curated record. NCBI's taxonomy places the organism in Eukaryota, Metazoa, Arthropoda, Insecta, Thysanoptera, Thripidae. The coding region runs from base 381 to 2291 and encodes 636 amino acids.